AUGUCCAACACCAGACAACUGCAUCUCACAGCCUUCAUGCGCCCUGUGAGUCUACACACCGGCGCAUGGCGAUACCCCGGCUCCUACGCCGACGCAAACUUCAACCUCGCCCACCUCAAAUCCUUCAUCCAGAAGCUUGAGGCCGCCAAGUUCGACGCCUUCUUCAUGGCCGACCACCUCGCCGUCCUCAACAUGCCCAUCGAGGCCCUCCGGCGCAGCCAGACAACCACAUCCUUCGAGCCCUUCACUCUACUCUCUGCCCUAUCCCAAGUCACAGAGAAGAUUGGCCUCGCGGCUACCGCAUCGACAACAUACGACGAGCCCUACCACAUUGCCCGUCGCUUCGCCUCGCUGGACCACCUCAGCAACGGCCGUGCGGCCUGGAACAUCGUUACGACGGCCAACCCGGACAGCGCAAAGAACUUUGGCCGCGACGAGCACAUGGACCAUUCGGACCGGUACAAGCGCGCCAGGGAGUUCUACGACGUCGUCACCGGCCUCUGGGAUUCGUUUGCAGACGACGCCUUCAUCCGGGACCAGGAGUCGGGCAUCUUCCUCGACCCGGCCAAGAUGCACACGCUCAACCACGUUGGCGACGAGCUCAAGGUCAAAGGGCCCCUGAACAUUGCUCGUCCUGUCCAGGGAUGGCCCGUUAUCGUGCAAGCCGGACAGUCCGAUCCGGGACGGCAGCUAGCUGGUGAGACGGCCGAAGUCGUCUUCUGCUCGCCGGCAAACAUCGACGCCGCAAAGGCUCUCUAUGCUGAUAUCAAGGGCCGGGCCGAAGCCGCUGGCCGGAAGAGGGAGCACAUCAACAUCCUGCCUGCCGCACUAGUCAUCAUCGGGGACACAAUCCAAGACGCCAAGGAGAAGCGCCUCAAGUUAGACAGCCUCGUCCACUACGAGAGCUCCAUCGCCAGCCUAUCCAUUGCUCUCGGAACGGACGCAUCCAGGUUUGACCCUGACGGACCUCUUCCCACGGACCUGCCCGAGACAAACGCCAGCAAGACGGGCCGCGAGGCCGUGCUCCGGCUAGCAAGGGAAGAAGGCCUGACAGUGAGACAACUAGCACAACGCUUCGGUGGAUAUGCCGGCAAUGCGUUUGUCGGAACGGCGCAGAGCAUUGCCGACGAGUGGGAGAAGUGGCUCAAGGAGGAGGCCAGUGAUGGCUUCACCGUGUGCUUUCCCUACCUGCCGCAGGGGCUGGAUGAUGUCGUGGAGAAGCUAGUGCCGGAGCUGCAGCGUCGGGGAAUCUUCCGCAAGGACUACGAGGGAACAACGCUGAGAGAACACUUUGGCCUGCCGAGGCCGGAGAAUCAAUUCUUUCCCAAGGGUGAGAGCACUUAG
This is a messenger RNA of Trichoderma reesei QM6a, 1344 nucleotides long. RefSeq lists its product as uncharacterized. Lineage: Eukaryota; Fungi; Ascomycota; Sordariomycetes; Hypocreales; Hypocreaceae. The record is from RefSeq and is a predicted model, not a curated record. The transcript has a single exon. Gene Ontology annotation, molecular function: oxidoreductase activity, acting on paired donors, with incorporation or reduction of molecular oxygen; monooxygenase activity. The coding region runs from base 1 to 1344 and encodes 447 amino acids.